Molecule: messenger RNA, 2693 nt
Organism: Alternaria rosae
Lineage: Eukaryota; Fungi; Ascomycota; Dothideomycetes; Pleosporales; Pleosporaceae
Product: glycoside hydrolase family 95 protein-like protein
Exons: 2
Coding region: 244-2667 (807 amino acids)
Biological process (GO): carbohydrate metabolic process
Molecular function (GO): alpha-L-fucosidase activity
Source: RefSeq, a predicted model, not a curated record
ACAGUUGCUAGUUCUGGAUCCCCAAAUAUACCACCGGAAGAACAACUCCAUGAACGUCGUCCACGGAGGAUCUUUAUAGCGAUCGUCCUCCGCACAUGCCUUACUUCCCCGCAACUAACCCCGGAAAAGAUCGAAGCCCGCUGCACAACGUCACAGGGAUCGUCAACAUACAAUAAAACCACAGCGGCGCCUGUAUUGCAAUUAUGAUCAAGUCCGCUCCGAACUAGUUUGUUAAAACCGAGAAUGCAGUUAUUGCAGAUUGGAUCGCUUCUAGCGAUCAGUGGGUUGGUUGACUAUUCAAACGCGAAAUCACUAUGGUCGACGGUCCCCGCGAACGGUAGCGACAUCAUUCGUACUACUUAUCCUCUUGGGAAUGGACGUCUUGGUGCCAUGCCAAUUGGCCCACCCGGUGCUGAGACACUCACCCUGAACUUGGAUACAUUGUGGUCAGGAGGUCCUUUCAAUGCAUCGAACUACACAGGCGGUAACCCGAAGUCUUCCAUAGCAGCAGCAUUACCGAGUAUUCGGGACUGGAUCUUCACCAAUGGAACGGGAAACGUGACGGAACUGCUGGGCUUAGACGCCUCGUAUGGCUCGUACCAAGUGCUAGGAAACUUGAGUGUGUCCAUGCCGUCAAUAGCAGGUGCCGAUGUUACCGACUAUACGCGGACAUUGAACCUGAGCAGCGGCAUCCACACUACGGCAUUCAGCGUGAACGGUAGCCUCGUGGAGACUGAAGCAUUCUGCUCUUUUCCAGAUCAAGUCUGUGUCUAUUCGGUUCGCUCGUCGGGUGAGCUGCCAGCGCUGGAAGUGAGACUCGACAAUGCACUCAUUGAGCCGGAGCUGCGUAAUGUUACAUGCGUUGGUGGUAAUGCGACAAGUUCAGGGCAUCUAAGAAUGAGCGCCCUAACCCAGCUUGGUCCACCGGAGGGCAUGCGAUACGACGCGAUUGCACGAGUGGCAUCCGGCACUGUUGUCAGAGCCGCAUGUGAUGGUGACGCCAAUUCUCUGAUGGUAUCAUCGCGCAACGGCACAAACAGCGUCACGAUAGUGGUAGGCGCUGAAUCCAGCUACGACGCAAAGAAAGGAACAGCGGAAUACGAUUACUCCUUCCGUGGCGAAGAUCCAGGCCCAGUCGUUGAGGCCACAACUCUUGCCGCUGCCGCGAGACCGUUAUCGGAUCUACAAGAGCGCCACAUGAACGACUUUAGUUCCCUCACUGACCUCUUCACACUGUCUCUUCCCGAUCCUUUCAACUCAUCUCAAGUACCCACAUCCGAGCUCGUCGCACGUUAUAACGCCAACAGUACAGCCGGCGACCCAUACCUCGAGAGCCUGCUCUUCGAUUAUUCACGAUAUCUCUUCAUCGCCAGCUCGCGACCAGGCUCCCUUCCCCCGAACCUUCAAGGAAGAUGGGCCGAAAGCCUCCAACCCGAUUGGUCGGCAGACUACCACUCCAACAUCAACAUCCAGAUGAACCACUGGACCGCCGACCAGACGGGUUUGACUGAUCUUCAAUCACCGCUUUGGAACUAUAUGUCUGAUAACUGGGUUCCGCGCGGCAGCGAGACCGCCGAACUGCUAUACGGCGCACCUGGAUGGGUAGUUCACAACGAGAUGAACAUUUUCGGCCACACGGGAAUGAAGAGCGGAGCUGAAUGGGCGAACUAUCCGCUUUCCGCAGCUUGGAUGAUGCAGCAUGUCUUCGACCAUUGGGACUACUCGCGCGACGAGGCGUGGUUGCGCAAUCAGGGCUACCCACUGAUGAAGGGCGUUGCGCAAUUCUGGCUCAGCCAGCUACAAGAAGAUGUAUUCAACAAUGACGGAUCGCUGGUCGUAAACCCAUGCAACAGCCCUGAGCACGGUCCUACGACUUUCGGAUGCGCACACUAUCAGCAACUCAUUCACCAGGUUUUUGAUGCCAUCCUUUCCACUGCUACAACCGUCAACGAAACUGACAGCGCAUUUGUCAACAACAUUACCGGUUCGCUCCAGCGGCUCGACAAAGGUUUCGCGAUCGGUACCUGGGGCCAAAUCAAAGAGUGGAAGCUACCCGAAGAGCCAUACGGAUUAGAGUUCAUCAACGACACCCACCGCCACCUUUCAGAACUAGUCGGCUGGUACCCCGGUUACUCGAUCUCUUCCUUCCUCGACGGCUAUACCGAUACCGCAGUCCAAGACGCCGUUCGCCAGAAGUUGUACAGCCGCGGCAACGGCAACGGCGAGGCACUCAACCAAGCAAAUGCCGGAUGGGCGAAGGUUUGGCGCGCCGCUUGCUGGGCUCGCCUUAACGAAACGGACGAAUCGUAUUACGAGCUCAGAUAUGCGAUUGAACAGAACUUCGCUGGUAAUGGGUUGAGUAUGUAUGAUGGAGACAGGAUUCCGUUUCAGAUUGACGCAAAUUUUGGGUUUGGGGGCGCGGUUUUGAGUAUGCUUGUUAUGGAUAUGCCACUGGCCGCAGGUGAUGCACGUAAGAAGACUGUAAUAUUGGCCCCAGCUAUUCCGAAGAGUUGGGGUGGUGGAAGCGUAAAGGGUUUGCGGUUGAGGGGCGGCGGGGUUGUCGGGUUUGGGUGGAAUGAGGAUGGUGUGGUUGGGGAGUUGGAGAUUGAUGGGAAGCUUGAGGGAGUGAGGAUUGUGGAUAAGGAGGGAAAGGUGCUUGUAGAGUAGGAUGUAGGAUCUUGGAAGGGCAUGAA